AUGCAGUCACCGUUCAUUUUGUUAUUUAGCUCGGAUGAAAAGACUUCAAUAGUCGUGAACACGAUUUUUAAAAAAGUCUUAUUUAUUUAUUUAUUUAAUCUGUCGGACCGACCUGCCGGGAAGGGGUUGGAGCGUUCCAAGAUGGCGGCCUGGUUACGGCGCUGCGUGUUGCUGGGCAGGCUCAGAGGGGCGGCGGAGCGGCCAGUUGCCAGAAGGUGCCUGUUGUCUGCAGCUUAUUUGGAUAGUAAGAAAUGGGACCAGAGAAAGAAAGAUCCUCAGAGCCUGGCUGAAUUAGCUGGACAAAUGGACAUGACAUACGAAAAGAAACUUCCUGUCAGCUCCUUAACUAUAGCACGGUUUAUUGACAACAUUUCUACAAGAGAAGAGAUUGAUCAGGCUGAAUAUUAUCUUUACAAGUUUCGACAUAGUCCAAACUGCUGGUACUUACGAGAAUGGACCAUCCACAGCUGGAUUCAACAGUGUCUGAAGCACAAUGCUAGGGACAAGGCCUUGCACACCUUAAGAAACCAGGUGCAAUAUGGAAUUUUUCCGGAUAACUUCACAGCAAAUUUACUCAUGGAUUCUUUCAUCAAGGAGGGAGACUUUACAAAUGCCCUCGCUGUUGUCAAUGAACUGAUGCUCCAGGAAGUAUUUGAUGAAAAAUGUACACAGCUUCUUUCCCUCUACGUUCUAUAUAAAUAUCUGCACAGUAAACCAGAACUGAAGUUGGAAGAUGAGCAAAAUAUAGGUGCAGCUUUACUUUUGCUUGGGCUGAAACAGAACAACACAAUUGGUUUUAGCUCUCGGCUUCUGGGUCUUGCAUUCAUUGGGAAGAUUGAGGUGUAUAAAGGAAUCCGUGCAGUUUACACCAAAAUGCCCCUGAUCUGGACCCCAGGAUACUUGAAUCGAGCUCUAAAUGUAAUGGAGGACAUGGUGAAAUCAUCAGAUGGAACAAAGCUUUGUAAAGAAGCGGUGGAUGUCAUGGCAACCAUAUUGGAGACAGCAGCAUCUGAGACCAAUGAAUCCACAGUGACAGAAGAAUCACAGGAAACAAAACAAGAAGCUGCACCUGCUGAGGAGGAUCAUAAUGAAAGAUCAAAUCUUGCAGACUAUUUAAACAAAUUUAAGGAACUACAUGCAAAGCUAGAGUCACUUGGAAAGAUUGAAGAAGAAAGUCUAUUGGCGCAAACAGACAAGCUCAUCAAAGAAAAUCUUCCAUUAUCUGAAGCUGAUGAGAUCCUUAAUUAUGAGAAGAAGUUAGAAAAAUGGGAAGAAGAACGUGCUGGAUUGAUUCAGCGUGAGGAAGAGUUGAGGGAGAAAGCUCGUCAGGAAAGAGAAGCCAGACUAGCAGCAAAAGCUGCAAGUUAGACCUAUUUAAGUGCUCCUCACUCCUGACCCCCACCCUUUGGACCUUCUAUGAAUGUUACUAUAUUGAUUAAAUCGUGCCAUGAAACACUGUGUAAUAUUUUUGCAUUCUAAUUAAUAAACAGUAAGAGCAUUUA
Pristis pectinata (smalltooth sawfish) is the source of this 1502-nucleotide messenger RNA. It is a transcript of the gene mrps27, whose product is annotated as mitochondrial ribosomal protein S27. Gene Ontology annotation, molecular function: protein binding. The coding region runs from base 1 to 1368 and encodes 455 amino acids. The transcript has 11 exons. Gene Ontology annotation, cellular component: mitochondrion. Lineage: Eukaryota; Metazoa; Chordata; Chondrichthyes; Rhinopristiformes; Pristidae. The record is from RefSeq and is a predicted model, not a curated record.